UGUGACGACGUGUUGUGUGCAUUACUAAAUUAAAACGCAGAAACCAUUACAUGUUUGAAUGCCUUAAAGAAAGUGAAGAAUUUUAAAAAAUAAAUAAAAAAUAAUAUAAUAUCUUGUCUUUUGCAUAAACUUGUUGUAAAUUUAUGUACGUAUAUCUAAAAAUAAAACGCAUGGAAAUGUGUAAAUAGAAAAUACUUUUGAUGCUGAGAGCCGAUAAAAACGUCACAAAGUGAAAUUCUUUGAAAGAAAAGAAACAUAGAAAACACCAACAAUAAUUGCAUAAACGAAUGUGUGUCAAUGAGUUCUUGUAUUUAUAAGGGAAACAAUAAUAAUAAACUGUCUGCAAUUAAACUAAAACAGAAACAAAUAGAACACAAUUGUUUAAAGAAAGUUAUUGGCCAUUAGAUCUUACAUGAUGCGAUAUACAUAUGUAUUUGUGUGACCUGUAAUGUUAUGGCAUGUUUAACGAGCAUCCUGCAUAUGUACUUCAUCAGUUUGGUUCGUUAUUUGGGCAUACGUAAUCCUUUGGGUUCACGACAUCGUUCAACGAAACGUUUGGCUGGCAUGACAAUUGCCAUUGUCAGGGUAAUGACCAUGACUGUAUCCAGCUCGAUAUCAGUAUUGGCUUGGGUGGUCGUUUUACUAUACGUCCUCAAUAUUCCCAGCAGCAGCUGCAAAUGCUCAGUAGUUUUAGCAAUAAUAGCAGUUGUAACAAAUAUUGCCUUGGCGGUGAGGCCAGCGAUAGUAAUCGUAAUUUCAACAAUGAUUAUAAUGAAAAACAUCAACAACAGCAUCCUUACCAGCAUCAUCGCACUUCUUCCUCUUCGAAUUUUUCUAAUGGCACCACCACAAGUCGACUGGGAGCGGGAGGAGGAAGUGGCCGUAAUGGUCGUCAUGGCAAUGGUAAUGGCGCUGGCUAUCACGAUGAGUAUGAUGAACCUAUUGCUGGUGUCGCCACAUCCAAUACUUCUCGUAGUAGUAGUUCGAAUUUUCGUAGCAGUAUUUUACGCCAUUCAUCGUCAUCAUUUUUAUGCAAUAAACCCACUAGUUUUAAGGUUAUAGUUGCAUCGCUAACUAACGAACAUAACAAUGAUAAAGUACCUCAUACACAUCCACAUCAACAACAGCACCAAACUUCCACUUUGUCCACCUUAUCGUCAGCUUUGCUAACGGCCCACCAUCAGGAAACAAAUAACUUUUGGCAUUCAUCGCAUGCUGGUAAUGUGAAUCUAAUGGAUAGAUCCCUAUACGCUAUCGUGACGUGGCCGAGAUUUAUGAUGUUUUAAGUCUUUUUACACCCUCGGCUUUAUCAUUUUCUAUUUUAUUUUGGGGUUAACCUUUACCAUCACCAAAUUUAUCAUCAAAUAUUAAGCGAUUUUCGCGGUAGUUAAACAGUAACGGAAGAAGUGCUAUAAAUAUCAUGUAUAAAAUUUAAUAAUC
Lucilia sericata (common green bottle fly) is the source of this 1440-nucleotide messenger RNA. Its product is annotated as GATA zinc finger domain-containing protein 14-like. Bases 678 to 1286 code for a protein of 202 amino acids. Lineage: Eukaryota; Metazoa; Arthropoda; Insecta; Diptera; Calliphoridae. The transcript has 5 exons. The record is from RefSeq and is a predicted model, not a curated record.